GCCGUGGUGUCUGUGGAUGGGCGGCCGGUGAGACUCCAGCUCUGUGACACUGCAGGACAGGACGAGUUUGACAAGCUGAGGCCACUCUGCUACACCCACACGGACAUCUUCCUGCUGUGCUUUAGUGUGGUGAGCCCCUCCUCCUUCCAGAACAUCAGCGAGAAGUGGGUGCCGGAGAUUCAGCGCCACUGCCCCAAAGCCCCCAUCAUCCUGGUGGGAACGCAGUCGGAUCUCAGAGAAGAUGUGAAAGUCCUCAUCGAGUUGGACAAGUGCAAGGAGAAGCCCGUGCCCGAAGAGGCGGCUAAGCUGUGCGCCGAGGAAAUCAAAGCUGCCUCCUACAUCGAGUGUUCAGCCUUGACUCAAAAGAACCUCAAAGAGGUCUUUGACGCAGCCAUUGUUGCUGGCAUUCAGUACUCGGACGCUCAGCAGCAGCCAAAGAAGUCUAAAAGCAGGACUCCAGACAAAAUGAAAAACCUCUCCAAGUCCUGGUGGAAGAAAUACUGCUGUUUUGUAUGAUGCUGGCAGGAAACCCAGAAAGGCUAUUUUCAGAUGAAAUCAACAUUAGAAGCUAUAUUAGCUGAAAUGACUCCUUUUACCGUGUAGAACCUGUAUAGCGAGUGUGUGUGUGUGUGUCUCAUAGGACGAGCUCCCCGUUUCUGUCUUCUCUCUUGCCUUUACAUUUCUGGUUUGUUUGAGCUUAGGGAUGAGAUAUUUAGCAAGAUUUUUUGAAGUAAGCUAAUCGUUUUUCAUAACUCUGGACAUUUAGAGCUGCAGACUUCUGGAUUAAUUUAUGUCUUAUACGAAGGGGUCACCACAAACCUGGAUGUCAGAAAUGACGUUUUGCUGCAUGGUAGUGCACAGAAGAACAAAGGGGGGAUGUUGGGCUGACCCCCUCUUGAUCAAGGGCUACUUACUGCACCGUGGCGUUGUCACACGGGUCAGCCGUGGUAAGAACAGUUCUUAGCUUUGAAACUCCAUGCAACCCAUCCCCUGUCUUUUAAGAGCAAAAAUCCGAGGAAUUAAAAAUGAGAGACCUCUGCCUGCAGAACCUCACACCAGUCACUUUUGUCAUUUACUAAUACCCACUGCUUGAGAUUUAAAAACAACAAACAUCUCACUGACUGUAUGGCGCUGUGUAGAUGGAAGAGAAGGCUACUUAUGCCGACACUGUAUGAACAAAGCCAAAGUGCCAUGAUGUAGUUCUCGCGCUUUCUUUAGGGAAUGAUGAUGCGGAGGUCAGAACACAGUGUUUGCUCUCUGGGCUGUGGCACGUGCGUGGCGCUGCGGUGGUCCUGGGCGCUAACAGCACGAGGGAGUACCCACCCGGGUGUUCUCAAACUUCCAUAUUCGAGUUGUCCCAUCUCCAGGGAAGUGAGCACCCCUGAAAGGCCAAUAGCAAGUGUUUAUGGGAUGCAAAAUGUACCUUUUUCCUUAAGUCAGCCAUAAUGUGCUGUGUUUACACACCCGCACCCAUGCACACACGUGUGCACGCAUACAUACAGCUAUAUGACUGUAUUUGCUGCUGAUUCAGACGUUUACACAGUUAGUGGGGAAAAGCGUGGCCAUAAAAACAAAUGUUGGGGAAGUUUGGCUUCCUUCUCCUGUGGGCACUUUUUUGAAAUGACAUCUUUUUUUAUUAUACCCUGGAUAGGAUUUUAAGUGUGUCUUAAUUUACACAUUUUUUGAGACCAUCUGACAACACAAGAUGCACAUCUCUUUGACACUUGUUACAACCCCCAGUUAAAUCCACAGAUGACUUUCUGAGCACUGGCAGGAGAGAGCAGUGUGGUGUGUGUGGAGCCAUGAGGGAGGCUGGUGGGCUUGUGGCCGGCAAGGGACAUACCUGGACCACGGUCCCCACGCUUGGCGGCUUCUUCACGGUGGGAUGGUCAGAAAACCAUGAUUGUGAAAUAGGUUCUCCGAGGUGGCAGUUUUGAGGGCUGAACCUGCCGGAGAUAAAAGUGUCCUAUCAGGAAAGUAGCCUUUGUUCUGGGAAGGUGUGUUUCUGCUACCCACGAGGCAGCCCAGAUGCUCUGAAUUGUAAUGUCAGGCCUGCAGGGGGUGAAGCAGGGUCACCAAAAUCACUACGAUAACUAACUAGGGAAGUCUCUAGAAAGCCAGUGGGUAGAUGAGUUUUAACUUUCUGUGGGUUUUAUGCUGUCAUUUUUAUAUUUAAGAAAAAUCCAAUUUGUGGUUUUUUUAAUAGAUAAAGUAAAAGAUCAGGUUAUAGUUUAGGUUGGGGGCUUCUUUUAUUCCUGCUAGUAGCUAAAAUUACCAAAUUUCUUUGUUUAACAAAGGUUAAUCUUUAAACCGUGAAAACGCAUAGACGUUAACUGUUAUUUUUCAGCACAUUGAAAUUGAUAUCACUCACAGUUUCCUGAAACACUUGGUUACAACCUGACGGAAUAAACUUAUUUGUGGAAAUGCUUAAGACAGACCUCAUUAAAUACAUCUCACGUUUCUACACCUAGCUCACUAAUCUGUGGAAAGCCGGUCUUCCCAGACUGGGCUCUGCCUUCCUGGUGUGUCAGGUGGAAGAAGGGAAGAAGAGUUAUUUAACUGACUAGUAAUUUUGAAUAUUGUUUUUAUUUUUAAGCAAAUGUCAUGGAGUGCAAUGCAAAUUCAUGUUUAAGAUAAAACUUGAAACAUUUUAUGCGUCAGCAGUAGAUGGGGCUGCGCUCAGUCUCCCUGGAGGGGCCUUCGGCCCUCCUACCUUUAGGCCACUGAUAGAAAGUGGUGGGAAAGCUUUACGCAAGCGGUUUAAUUUUAACUGGGCUUAAGACUGCUUGGACCAUUAGUGCUAAAAGUCUAGUGGGUUGACAUUUAAAUGCAACAGUUUUUUAAUGUGUUGCUGCAUUUUAUAAAACAAUAAAGGUACGAUUAUACGCAAGAUUUUCCUCCAUUUUUAUUUCUUUGUGAAAAUAGAGUUAGGGACCGAACAUUUUUUUUUAAGUGUAUUUGAAUUGAGUAUGAAGUUGGUUCACUUCAAAGUUCAAAAACAGUUAGACUUGCAGCCUGAUGUUGCAGAGAAGAUUUUUUAAGAAUUUUGCUUUAGAAAAUGAUACUUUGGUUGAACUCCUACAGUCUAGGGCCAAUGUCAUAAUUAAAAAAUAACAAUAUACUGCAAAACUGUUAUCUCUUGUUACCAUGUCUGUAUAAAUGGACCUUUUAUAACCUCAUUCUUUGCCUGACAGGCUUAAGAGAAACUACCCAGGUCUUGCACAAGCCGAACGCGAGCAAGGUCUUCUCUCCAGAUUGUCGGAGCCCGGUGCCUUCCCAAGUUGUGCUUUCUGUUUUCAAGUGCAAAUGGUGUUGAGCUGAGUGCUGUGCUUGAAGAAGCUGUACAUGAGAUGAUACGAAAUAAAUUCUGACCUGUGGCUGUCACUG
This is a messenger RNA of Carlito syrichta (Philippine tarsier), 3387 nucleotides long. RefSeq names its product ras homolog family member U (gene RHOU). Gene Ontology annotation, biological process: small GTPase-mediated signal transduction. The transcript has 2 exons. The annotation marks the transcript as partial. NCBI's taxonomy places the organism in Eukaryota, Metazoa, Chordata, Mammalia, Primates, Tarsiidae. Gene Ontology annotation, molecular function: GTPase activity; GTP binding. The record is from RefSeq and is a predicted model, not a curated record.